AUGCCAAUAACUGCGAUGUUUAGCUAUCCGCUGGUCGCCGGCAGCGACGUUAGCGAUCCGUGCAGAGCCGCUGAAGGCGAGAUGAUGAAAGACCUUGACACGAAGUUCGAAAAAUACUCUCCCCGACAUGUUUACUUCGGCCGGCAGAAUGAACGACCUGACAUGCUUGAAGCCCUGAUUACCUACGAAAGUGCCAAUAACGACAAAGACUGGUCCAGCGAACGUAAGGAAAGCGUGGAGAAAAACAAUACUGAAGCAGACGCAAGAUGUCAUGUCGAGUUGAAUCCUUACGACGACCUGGAGCAGGGUCUCAAUUGUCCUGUCACCGAAGUAGCCACGUUCUAUUUCUCUGGGGAGCCCCUAGCAGAGUAUCUCAACGUCUUUUCUGAAUUCCGCGCCGCGGCGGCAGACGAGAAGGGCUGUGGUCUACUUGCAUCGGCAGGAGGCAUCGCAGAGGAAGAGAUGGAGUUCAACGGAUCGAAGGGAAAGGCAGCAGUAUUCGUUGCAGGCUGGCGGUCUGUGGAGGCACACAAGGACUUCCAGAAUACGAACACGUUCAAGGAACAUAUGCCCAAGAUGAUGCACUGGAUUGGGAAAGUCGACGUAUGCCAUGUGUCGUUCCGGCGACGGGUAUGA
Molecule: messenger RNA, 636 nt
Organism: Zasmidium cellare ATCC 36951
Lineage: Eukaryota; Fungi; Ascomycota; Dothideomycetes; Mycosphaerellales; Mycosphaerellaceae
Exons: 2
Coding region: 1-636 (211 amino acids)
Source: RefSeq, a predicted model, not a curated record